Messenger RNA from Cucurbita pepo subsp. pepo (vegetable marrow), 1890 nucleotides. It is a transcript of the gene LUT1, whose product is annotated as Cytochrome P450 superfamily protein. NCBI's taxonomy places the organism in Eukaryota, Viridiplantae, Streptophyta, Magnoliopsida, Cucurbitales, Cucurbitaceae. Gene Ontology annotation, biological process: carotenoid biosynthetic process. Gene Ontology annotation, cellular component: chloroplast. The record is from RefSeq and is a predicted model, not a curated record. Gene Ontology annotation, molecular function: heme binding; carotene epsilon hydroxylase activity; iron ion binding.
UGAAGUUGAACAUCCGAAACUCCUCAACCGCCAUCCAUGUCUUCCAUUCUCUGUUAUCCCUCACUCAUUUCUCCGUCAUUUCCCCUCCAUAAACGAAUCCCUCUCCGGCGAAGAACCCAAUUUCGAUUUCUCUCCAUUAGAUCCUCCAUCGACGAGAGGGAUCCCCCAACGCCGGCGAAGCUCAACAACUCGACCAACACUUCAAAAUCCGGUUCCUGGGUUAGCCCAGAUUGGCUCACUUCUCUGACUCGCUACAUUACCCUAGGUCAGGGUGACGACUCCGGCAUUCCCAUAGCCAGUGCGAAGCUCGAUGACGUUUCCGAUCUGCUCGGCGGUGCUCUUUUUCUUCCGCUUUUCAAGUGGAUGAAUGACUAUGGACCUAUUUACAGGCUCGCCGCUGGGCCUAGGAAUUUCGUUGUGGUUAGUGACCCUGCCAUUGCUAAGCAUGUUCUUAGGAAUUAUGGGACUUACGCUAAAGGGCUUGUUUCUGAGGUCUCCGAGUUCUUGUUUGGGUCCGGUUUUGCGAUUGCUGAAGGCCCGCUUUGGACGGUUCGCCGUAGGGCUGUGGUUCCAUCUCUUCACAAGAAGUACUUAUCCGUUAUUGUUGAUCGAGUAUUCUGUAAAUGUGCCAUGAGAUUGGUGGAGAAGCUGCAAGAGGAUGCAUUAAAUAAUAAUUCAGUUAACAUGGAGGAAAAGUUUUCUCAACUAACUCUUGAUGUUAUUGGUCUAUCUGUAUUCAACUACAGUUUUGAUUCUCUCACUACUGACAGCCCUGUGAUUGAUGCAGUUUACACUGCUUUGAAAGAGGCAGAGGCUCGUUCUACUGAUAUUUUACCAUAUUGGAAGAUUAAGGCUCUGUGUAAAAUAAUCCCAAGACAGAUAAAAGCCGAAGAAGCAGUUACAGUGAUUCAAAGAACUGUUGAAGAUCUAAUUGCCAAGUGCAAAGCAAUUGUGGAAAUGGAGGGUGAGCGCAUCGAUGAGGAGGAAUAUGUGAAUGAUGCUGAUCCAAGUAUCCUUCGUUUCCUGCUGGCCAGUAGACAAGAGGUUUCAAGUGUACAAUUACGAGAUGAUCUAUUGUCGAUGUUGGUUGCUGGACAUGAAACUACCGGUUCUGUUCUGACUUGGACAUUGUAUCUUUUAAGUAAGGAUUCCUCAGCAUUGAACAAGGCGCAAACUGAAGUUGAUAGAGUCUUACAAGGAAGGCCUCCUUCCUACGAAGAUACAAAGGAACUUAAAUUUUUGACGCGUUGUAUCCUUGAGUCAAUGCGCCUUUAUCCACAUCCACCUGUUUUAAUAAGAAGAGCUCAAGUUGCUGACGUGCUUCCUGGAAAUUACAAGGUUAAUGCUGGUCAAGAUAUCAUGAUUUCAGUAUAUAACAUCCAUCGCUCGUCCCAGGUUUGGGAACAAGCAGAAGAGUUCAUACCAGAAAGAUUUGACUUGGAGGGUCCUGUGCCCAAUGAAAGCAAUACAGAUUUCAGAUUUAUACCGUUCAGUGGAGGACCCCGAAAGUGUGUUGGCGAUCAAUUUGCCUUGCUUGAAGCUAUAGUUGCACUUGCCAUUUUUCUGCAGCAUUUGAACUUCGAGCUGGUUCCAGAUCAGACCAUUGGGAUGACUACUGGAGCAACUAUACAUACAACAAAUGGUUUGUACAUGAAACUCAGCCAAAAGCAGAUGACCCCAGGAUUAGCUUCCCCUGCUUCAAGGUAAAUGUUGAAAAUGUACAUAAUAUCACGUUAGGGAGUUGAGAGAAAAAAGAUAGAAUUAGUUCUUUUAAAUUCUGUGCUGAUUCUUUUGUCUAUAGACAAUCACUUAAUCAUAUAUACAUACUGAAGAAUCAUUUGAUCUAGAUUCCUGUGGUAAUAAGAUGCUUGAGAAUAGUAUUAUGAUAUA